This is a messenger RNA of Nylanderia fulva, 1020 nucleotides long. NCBI's taxonomy places the organism in Eukaryota, Metazoa, Arthropoda, Insecta, Hymenoptera, Formicidae. The record is from RefSeq and is a predicted model, not a curated record.
AUGUAUUUUAUAGAAUCUUGCAAAGGCAAGCCACCCCAGUCCCAUCUAGAAAUCGAGGGAAUCAGAAUAAACGUGGGACCUAGCAUGAAAUAUCUGGGCCUCACGUUGGAUUGUAGAUGGAAGUGGAAAGAUCACUUCCAACGGCUGGUCCCUAGCGGGGGCCAAGAGAAAAGAUCAGAAGGCUAUAUAUGGGAGCAGUGGGGUCUAUGGCUCUUUACGGGGCUCCCGUCUGGAGUGGUCGGCAGCAUUAGACUAUUGAGCGAGUCUCAAAGGAGACUAGCCAUUAGGAUAGCCCGCGGAUACAGAACGAUCCCGGAAGAAGCGGCGUGCGUGUUAUCCGGAUGGACUUUGCUAGCAGAGGCGUAUAAGGCUCUCUAUAAAAUAAAGAGAGAGUUGCAAGAAAGAGAGAUCAAACUCUCACCAAAGGAGUUAGAGAUAGCUAAGGGACAAGCGAGAGAAAAUGCUAUCGAAGUAUGGAGGGACAAACUUACUCGUCCAAGGGCAGGUAUCAGAACGAUAGAAGCUAUCCAGCCUGUCCUGGGGGAAUGGUUGAAUAGGCCGCAUGGCAGCCUAUCAUACAGGGUGGUGCAAGUGCUCACUGGGCAUGGUUGCUUUGGUGAGUACCUGCACAACAAAACGGGCAGGGAGAAGACAACCAAGUGCCACCACUGCGAUGACAGAAUGGACACGGCACAACACACCAUCGAGUUCUGCCCGGCAUGGGAGGAUCAGAGGAGAGAACUACGAGGGGUUAUCGGACAGGGACUAUCCUUACGGGAAGUAGUGAAGGCGAUGUUGGAGUCUAAGAAGAAGUGGAAGGCAGUGGCAACCUUCUGUGAAGAGGUACUGACCAGAAAGAAGAUGGCUAAGAGAGAGAGAGAGAAAACGAUCCGGGGGCAGACCCGGAAAGAAGAAGAAGAGGAGGCGCAAGGCGAAGAGCAUUUGCGAGAAUGCAGUGAGGAGAGAGAGAAUGAAAGAGAGAGGCAGAUGGGUCAGGGGGAACAAAGGACAGCUCGCUGA